Arachis stenosperma is the source of this 1604-nucleotide messenger RNA. RefSeq names its product IAA-amino acid hydrolase ILR1-like 4. Gene Ontology annotation, biological process: auxin metabolic process. The record is from RefSeq and is a predicted model, not a curated record. Gene Ontology annotation, cellular component: endoplasmic reticulum. Gene Ontology annotation, molecular function: IAA-Ala conjugate hydrolase activity. NCBI's taxonomy places the organism in Eukaryota, Viridiplantae, Streptophyta, Magnoliopsida, Fabales, Fabaceae. Bases 158 to 1471 code for a protein of 437 amino acids. The transcript is spliced from 5 exons.
UAGAUAUGGAUUUUGGUUUGGCAAUGUAACACAUUGCACACGGUUGCAAGAGGCGGCUGUAGGGACCACAUGAUCUUAACAAAGUCUACUGUUCUAGUUUCUGUCGCUUGAACCACUUCACUCUCUGACCCUGUUACCCAUUUUUUUUUUUGUAACUAUGCGUUCCUCUUUCAAGUGCUUCUACUUCCACUUACUCCCUAUUUUCUAUUUCCUUAUUAUUAUUGCUGCCACAACAACCGAAUUCAAGUUUCUUGAUUCAGCUAAGAGUCCUGAGGUUUUUGAUUGGAUGGUGAACAUCAGGAGGAAGAUUCAUGAGAAUCCGGAAUUGGGGUAUCAGGAAUUUGAGACCAGUGAGGUCAUAAGAGCAGAGUUGGACAAAUUGGGAAUUUCAUAUAAGCAUCCAAUUGCUGAAACCGGUGUCAUUGGAUACAUUGGAACUCGAAAACCUCCUUUUGUUGCUCUAAGAGCUGACAUGGAUGCUCUUGCUUUACAGGAAAUGGUGGAUUGGGAGCACAAGAGUAAAGUACCUGGAAAGAUGCACGCAUGCGGUCAUGAUGCUCAUGUUGCUAUGCUUCUCGGUGCUGCAAUGAUCCUCAAACAAAAUGAAAAUGAGAUAAAAGGAACUGUUAUUCUUGUUUUCCAACCGGCUGAGGAAGGGGGUGCAGGGGCUAAGAAAAUUGUAGAAUCCGGAGUCUUAGAAAAUGUUAAUGCUAUCUUUGGAUUGCAUAUCACAGGAAAGUUUCUAAUAGGCGAAGUAGCUUCUAGAUCUGGUCUCAUGUAUGCAAAUUCUGGUUUCUUUGAAGCAACGAUAAGUGGAAAGGGAGGUCAUGCAGCUAUUCCUCAACAUUCUAUAGACCCUAUAUUAGCAGCUUCUAAUGUAAUUGUUAGCUUACAGCACCUUAUUUCUCGAGAAGCCGAUCCUCUUGACUCCCAGGUUGUGACAGUAGGAAAAGUCGAAGGAGGCAGCGCGUUCAAUAUUAUUCCCGAUACUGUCACGAUUGGUGGCACCUUCCGGGCAUUUUCAAAAGAAGGCUUCAGGCAACUGCAGCAGCGUAUUGAGCAGGUUAUUAUUGGCCAAGCCGCCGUCCAUAGGUGUAACGCAACAGUGGACUUCCUUCAAGAAGAGAAACCUUUCUACCCUGCAACCAUAAACAAUGGUGACUUGCACAAGCAUUUUCUUGACAUUGCCACAAAGUCUCUUGGCAUCCAAAAAUUUAAUGAGAUGCGACCGUCAAUGGGAGCCGAAGACUUCUCGUUCUAUCAAGAGGUUAUACCUGGAUACUACUUCGUGCUUGGAAUGCAGAACGCGUCGCAUGAACGGCUUGCCGGCGCACACUCACCUUAUUAUAAAGUCAAUGAAGAUGCACUUCCUUUAGGAGCUGCACUUCAUGCAUCCUUGGCUUCUACUUACCUUCUAAAACUUCAGCAGGAUAUACCUCUUUUAGAGGGUAAAUAUCAUGAUGAGUUGUAAAGGAUUUCAUUUUCAUGUGUUGUUCAUAUUUAAAGGCUUUUUGCAUUGAUCUCUCUUCAUGUAUUAAUGCAGCAAUAAUGUGUUUGACUAAAGAAUAAUUCAUUGUAUAGACACAAUUUACAUACAUUUUUAG